Anopheles arabiensis is the source of this 2498-nucleotide messenger RNA. Its product is annotated as transmembrane protease serine 9-like. The record is from RefSeq and is a predicted model, not a curated record. Bases 22 to 2436 code for a protein of 804 amino acids. Lineage: Eukaryota; Metazoa; Arthropoda; Insecta; Diptera; Culicidae. Gene Ontology annotation, molecular function: serine-type endopeptidase activity. The transcript has 8 exons. Gene Ontology annotation, biological process: proteolysis.
CCGUCCUGCGUGAAGGUAACCAUGAAGAAGUUCACCGUGCUAGCUGCCACCGCGCUGCUCCUGCUGCUGGGGCAGGUAUCCUCCACCCCGGUCGAUCCACGAUCGGUCGACUGGUCGGUGGUGCGUACGCUCCACCAAACCGAUGCCAUCCGUGCCAAGCAGGGCCUGGCGCCCCUAACGGACGACCAGGUACGAUCGUCGCGCAUCUCCGAGGGACAGAUCGCGACCGCCACCCAGUUCCCGUGGGCGGUCGGUGUGCUCAUCUCCGGUUCGUCCUCGCACAGCUUCUGCAGCGGUGUGCUGAUUUCGCCACGCUUCGUCCUAACCGCUGCCGUGUGCAUUUCCGGCUCCAACACGCUGACGAUCCUGCUCGGUGCUUCGGACAUGACCCGCGUCGAGGAGUUCAUCGGUGUGUCGAACAUCCUGUCCCAUCCGAACUACAGCUCGUUCUUCAACCGGGAUGACAUCGCGAUCCUGACGCUGUCGAGCCCGGCCCCGAUCCGCAACACGAUCCGGCCGAUCGAUCUGCCUCGCUGGAGCGAUGCGGGCAACAACUUCAACAACUGGGCGGCGACGACGGCCGGCUGGGGCAAUACGGGGCGUCGCGAGAACGAACCCAUCCCCAUCCCCAAUCUGCACUUUGUGGUCGAUUCCGUCAACUCGAACUUUGUCUGCGGACUGUCGCACACGUUCAUCCGCGAUACGCACAUCUGCACCUCGACCGACAAUGGCGGACCGUGCAAUGGCGAUGAAGGUGGUCCAGUGACCGUUACCGAGAGUGGCCGCACGUUCCUUGUGGGCAUUCACUCGUUCCACUUCUCCGGGCUGUUCGGAUGUGAUCGUGGCCGGUCGGCAGUGCACACGCGCAUCACGGAGUAUCUGGGCUGGAUCCAGGACAACACCGAUGUGACCAUUCACUCCAACACCCUGACCGUGCUGCUCGGUGCGUCGGAUAUGAAGAGCGUGGAGGAGUUCAUUGGUGUGUCGAACAUACUGUCCCACCCGAACUACAGCUCGUUCUUCAACCGGGACGAUAUUGCGAUUCUUACGCUUGCGCAUGAGGCUCCAAUUCGCGACACGAUCCAGCCGGUUGCACUACCGCGCCGCAGCCAGAUCGGCAAUGACUUUAACAGCUGGGCAGCGACGACGGCCGGCUGGGGUAACUCGGGACGCCGUGACAAUGAGCCCAUCCCGAUCAUGAAUCUGCAGUUCGCCACCGAUGCGGUGACGUCUAACUUCCGCUGCGGGCUGUCGCAUACGUUUAUCCGUGGCACGCACAUCUGUACCGCGACGGACAACGGAGGAGCGUGCAAUGGCGACGAAGGUGGUCCAGUAACGGUUACCGAAAGUGGGCGUACCUUCCUGAUUGGGAUCCAUUCGUUCCACUUCUCAGGGCUGUUUGGAUGUGAUCGUGGCCGGCCAUCGGUGCACACACGCAUCACGGAGUAUCUGGACUGGAUCCAGCAGAACUCGGACGUCGUUGUAGAGCCCCAGCGAACGAUGCGAUUCCUAUCAGCAGUUGCCCUACUGGGGCUGACGAUCGUCAGCGUCGUUGCCUGCGUCUCCGGCGAGGGAACGAUUACACGUCUGGAAGAUAUCAACUGGGCUGAGGUGCGUCCGGUACAGGAAAGCCCUUUGUUCAAGGCUAAGCGGGCGGCCAGCUUCGUCGAACGGUAUUUGGAACGGGCGGACCCUGCUCCGGAGCGCACUGGUCGCAUCAACAACGGUGUCGUCGUCGGUCCGACCGACGUGCCGUACAUUGUCGGUGUGCUGGUGUCGGUCGAGCAGGGAACAUACUUCUGCGGAGGUGUACUGGUGUCUCGCACGCACGUCCUCACCUCGGCGACGUGUGUCGAAGGCCAGACGUCCAUUACGGUGCUGCUGGGUGCGAGUGAUAUUACGCGCGCGCAGGACUUUGUCGUCGUGAGUCAUGUGCGGGUCCAUCCGGACUACAGUUCCUUCUUCCAGGCGAACGAUCUCGCCAUUCUGACCCUUUCCCGCAUGCCACGGUUUAACGAUCAAAUUCAACUGGCACGUCUUCCCCGCCGGUCACAGGUGGGUGAAUCGUUUACGAACGUUUGGACCACCAUCAGUGGCUGGGGUGAGACGGCUUCCAACACUGGCGAGGCACUACCAAUGCAGCAGCUUCGUUCGGUGCGCUCGCAGGUGAUCUCCAACUUUAGCUGCACGAUCAGCUUCCCACUUUAUCUGAGAUCUUCCAAUGUUUGCACCUCAUCGGAUGGUGGAGCACCCUGUGUGGGUGAUGAAGGUGGUCCAGUAACGAUCGUGGAGGAGGACGGACAGUCGACCGUGAUCGCCAUUCAUUCGUACACGUACUCGCGGGGAUGCACACGCAGCUGGCCGGCGGUUCAUACGCGCGUCACCGACUAUCUCAACUGGAUUGAGAUCUACACUGGAGCGAGCAUUCGAGCGUAACCUAAAGACACGGAGCAAGAAGUACAAAAUGUUUUUGCGUUUGCGAAUAAAUUUUAUUUGAU